AGGGAGGAAAGAGAACCUUGCUGCAUGCAGCUUGGAUCUACAAUCUAAAAAACAAGAGUGAUCAAUCCCAGCGCUGUUAAACAUCUUGUUUAUUUUCUGCAUUCAGCAGCUUGCAAAUGGUUAACUAUAUGCCAAAAGGAAAAAAAAAAGUCAGCAUAGCAGUGAAGUAUGCCAUGAAUUUUAAUUGAGGGGAUAAAGAGAGAAAUGCUUCAGGAUGCUCCAGCAUGCAUUCUGCUUGCAAUAUUUUCUUUGAAAUGUUCAGCAUUUUGUCUUUGACUGGAGGUUUUUAACUUUUGCAAGCUACAGGACUUGUUAAGAAGUGGUAUUUGAGGAGAAAGUACGUGCUGGUAUUCGCUGCUUUCUCUUUUAAUAAAGAAACUGAAUUACUUUGAACAUCUCUUCCAGCUGUGCAAUACAGAAAACACGUCAGGAAAGAAUCUGCUUUACAGGGUUAGACCCCCAUCACAUGACAACAUGAAGCUGUGGACUCAUCUCUUUUAUUCAUCUCUGCUUGCCUGUAUAUCUUUACAGUCCCCAUCACCAGUGCCCUCACUCAAAGGAUCUUGUGAUACCCUUUGCAACUGUGAGGAAAAAGAUGGCACAAUGUUAAUAAAUUGUGAAGAAAAAGGUAUCAAGGAAUUAUCCCAAAUAAGUGUGCCACCAUCACGACCUUUUCACCUGAGCUUAUUGAAUAAUGGCUUGACAAUGCUACAUACCAAUGACUUUUCUGGACUUAGCAAUGCUAUUUCCAUACACCUGGGAUUUAACAACAUUGCAGACAUUGAGACUGGUGCGUUUAAUGGCCUUGGCCUUCUGAAACAACUUCAUAUCAACCACAAUUCUUUAGAAAUUCUUAAGGAGGACACUUUUCAUGGAUUAGAAAACUUGGAAUUCCUACAAGCCGAUAACAAUUUCAUUACAGUGAUUGAACCAAGUGCCUUCAGCAAGCUCAACAGACUUAAAGUUUUAAUCCUAAAUGACAAUGCUAUUGAGAGUCUUCCACCAAACAUCUUUCGAUUUGUUCCUCUAACCCACUUAGAUCUGCGUGGAAAUCAGUUGCAAACAUUGCCUUAUGUUGGUUUUUUAGAACACAUUGGCCGAAUAUUGGAUCUCCAGUUGGAGGACAAUAAGUGGGCUUGCAAUUGUGACUUAUUGCAGCUCAAAAUCUGGUUGGAGAACAUGCCUCCACAGUCUGUCAUUGGGGAUGUUGUAUGCAAUAGUCCGCCAUUUUUCAAAGGAAGCAUAUUGAGUCGACUGAAAGCAGAGUCAAUUUGCCCUACUCCACCAGUGUAUGAAGAGUUCGAGGACCCUUCUGGAUCAUUGCACCUGGCAGUCACAUCUUCAGUAAGUGAUAGUCUCAUGUCAACCAAGACCGUAUCCAUUUUUAAACCACCUACCAAAGCACCUGGUUUGAAUCCUUAUCUUACAAAGCCAUCGACUCAGCUCCCAACACCCUACUGUCCAAUUCCUUGCAACUGCAAAGUCCUAACCCCAUCAGGACUUCUAAUACAUUGUCAAGAACGCAACAUUGAAAGCAUAGCAGAUCUAAAACCUCCUCCACAGAAUCCCAGAAAGCUGAUUCUAGCAGGAAACAUUAUACACACGUUAAUGAAAUCUGAUCUAGUGGAAUAUUUCACACUGGAAAUGCUUCAUCUGGGAAACAAUCGUAUUGAAGUUCUUGAAGAAGGGUCGUUUAUGAAUCUUACAAGACUACAAAAGCUCUACCUUAAUGGCAACUAUCUCACCAAACUAAACGGAGGCAUGUUUCUUGGUCUUCCCAACCUUGAGUACUUAUAUCUCGAAUACAAUGUGAUUAAGGAAAUUCUACCAGGAACCUUUAACUCACUGCCUAAACUCAAAGUACUUUAUUUAAACAACAAUCUCCUUCAAGUUUUACCCCCGCAUAUUUUUUCCGGAAUUCCUCUAACUAGGAUAAAUCUUAAAACAAACCAGUUCACCCAUCUCCCUGUCAGUAACAUCUUGGAUGAUCUGGGUUUAUUGUCCCAGAUUGACCUUGAAGAUAACCCCUGGGACUGCUCUUGUGAUCUGGUUGGAUUACAGCAAUGGACACAAAAAUUAAGCAAGAACACGGUGACGGAUGACAUCCUCUGCAUGUCGCCACCUCAUCUCAACAAAAAGGAAUUGAAAGCCCUGAACAGUGAACUUCUCUGCCCAGGUUUAGUAAAUAACCCAUCCCUGCCAACCCAGAGUCAUUCCAUGAUCGUCACAACUCCUACGAGCACUACAAAUACUGCAGGGACUCUUUUAAGCUCUCUCACAGAUGCUGUCCCGCUGUCAGUUCUAAUAUUGGGACUUCUAGUUGUCUUCAUCACCAUUGUGUUCUGUGCUGCCGGGAUAGUGGUUCUUGUUCUCCAUCGCAGGAGAAGAUGCAAAAAGAAGCAAGUCGAAGAUCAAGUGAGAGACAAUAGUCCUGUACACCUUCAGUACAGCAUGUAUGGCCACAAAACAACCCAUCACACAGCUGAAAGGCCCUCAGCCUCUCUCUACGAGCAGCACAUGGUGAGUCCAAUGGUUCAUGUCUACAGAAGUCCGUCCUUCGGUCCAAAGCAUUUGGAAGAGGAAGAAGAAAGGAAUGAGAAAGAAGGAAGUGAUGUGAAGAAUCUCCAAAGAAGCCUUUUAGAACGGGAAAAUCACUCACCACUCACAGGAUCAAACAUGAAAUACAAAACCACAGACCAAUCCACAGAAUUUUUAUCCUUCCAGGAUGCCAGUUCAUUAUACAGGAACAUUUUAGAGAAGGAACGAGAACUUCAGCAACUGGGAAUCACAGAGUACCUAAGGAAAAACAUCGCUCAGCUCCAGCCUGACAGGGAGGUACAUUACCCCGCAGCCCAUGAAGAACUGAAGUUGAUGGAAACGCUAAUGUACUCACGGCCAAGGAAGGUAUUGGUGGAACAGACUAAAAAUGAGUAUUUUGAGCUCAAAGCUAAUUUACAUGCUGAACCUGACUAUUUAGAAGUCCUAGAGCAGCAAACUUAGAUGGAGACUCGAAGGGCUUUGGCAGAAAUGCUGUGAUUCUGUCUUAAGUCCAAAUCUUGGAAAUAAGUGCCUUAAAUGAGUGAGUAGGUCUUCAAUCAGAACUUAAGCACAGCAGUUAUAUGGGAACAAAGAGAAGAGAAAGAAGCUCAGGGAUCAUUGGGAGAAGCCAUGGCAUUAUGUUCAGGCAAUGUAGUCUAUCCCAAAUAAAUCCUUGCAUGUAAUGCAUUCAAGGAUUAUGGCGUUAAAAAAAUAAAAAUAAAAGUCAAUGUUACAUAGAAGUCAUCUUGCACAUGUUAAAAAGGUUGAACAUUGAAACAAUCAUUAUUUUCUUGAAUUGUUUUACCAAUGGAUUAAAGGAAAUUUUAUUUCAUCAUUUAAAAAAGUACCUAUAUAUGUAGUUAGAAUAUGUCUGGGAUAUAUACUUUAUAACUAUUGUAUGCUUAAAAAUCUGCGAACAUUCAAUUUCCUCAUGAUAAAUACAAUGGAACUGGAACUUGAAAUGUGUAAGUCAUAAUAGUAAGGAAAAUAGAAAAGUUGUAAUUAGGUAGGCCAAGAGUUGGCCAAAACUUUAAACAGUGCAAAAUUAAAUGGCCAAUCCUAUGCUUUCUGAAUUAAAAAUGAAUGAAUAAUAGUUCAGAUGGGCUAUAUAAGCAAACUUUUUGGUUUUUCUACACAUUUUGUGUGGACAUUCAUUUUGUCAAUGCUGCUGUGAAUUAAGGUAUAUCAUUUGUGCUCAAAGUAUAAUUCUUCUUGGGAUAUUUAAACAUGCUACUGAGAUUUGACUGUAAAUAUGAUUAGAACACCUAUUAAAUUUGCUUAUGUUCAUAGUAUUAAUCCUUUGUAAAUCUGAAUGACCAUGAUAGAAACAUGUUCUUUUCGUGGCAAAGUUACAAUUAAAAAUAUUAUUUUAUUUUUCAUGAUGUAUACUGAUAGCUGCCAUCAAUUAGUAGAAAAGGCACUUCUAAAGGUAAGUGGUUUAUGUUACCUCAAGAGAGGGACAAUGUAGCUUUAUUUUACAAGAAGGUAUAGCUAGAUUUCUAUGGACUAUUUAUUCUGUACAGUUUUGUAUAUUUUUGGUUCAUAAAGUAAUUAUUCUUGGGUGCCUUUCAAGAAAAGUAAAAGUUCUGCUCACUACAAUAAAAUUAAAAUGAACAUUA
Molecule: messenger RNA, 4157 nt
Organism: Dipodomys spectabilis (banner-tailed kangaroo rat)
Lineage: Eukaryota; Metazoa; Chordata; Mammalia; Rodentia; Heteromyidae
Gene: Slitrk6
Product: SLIT and NTRK like family member 6
Exons: 2
Coding region: 475-3000 (841 amino acids)
Biological process (GO): positive regulation of synapse assembly; regulation of presynapse assembly; axonogenesis
Cellular component (GO): membrane
Molecular function (GO): protein binding
Source: RefSeq, a predicted model, not a curated record